AUGACUUCAAUCUCCAGAUUGAGAUGCAACAAAGCAAAAUCUCACUGUCCAGAUUUCUUCAGAUCUCGUGCUGUUCAUGCUAGUCUAAAACCCGAAACUGAUUCUCGCAAGUUCCACGAGCAUGGGGUAACUACAGGGUUGGCUAGACGUAGUCAGAAAACUUUCGAAUACAACGAUGAGUAG
Molecule: messenger RNA, 183 nt
Organism: Sclerotinia sclerotiorum 1980 UF-70
Lineage: Eukaryota; Fungi; Ascomycota; Leotiomycetes; Helotiales; Sclerotiniaceae
Exons: 2
Coding region: 1-183 (60 amino acids)
Source: RefSeq, a predicted model, not a curated record